Phaeoacremonium minimum UCRPA7 is the source of this 1614-nucleotide messenger RNA. RefSeq lists its product as hypothetical. The transcript has 2 exons. The record is from RefSeq and is a predicted model, not a curated record. Lineage: Eukaryota; Fungi; Ascomycota; Sordariomycetes; Togniniales; Togniniaceae. The coding region runs from base 1 to 1614 and encodes 537 amino acids.
AUGUGCAACACCGUGGACAUUCGAUCCGACCAUGAGGUCACGGACCUCAAGGAGGAGCUUGUCCAAGUCAAACAGCAGUUGGCGCAGGUUGAGCAGCAGCUCACCGACGUUGAGGUGCAGCUUCAGACUGCGCAACGUCGCCUGGCAGAUGCUGAGUCUCUGGUGAUCGAAGCUGAGCGAACUCAGCAGGAGUCUGAUGCCGGCUUCGCCUCUUAUGUUGAGGGCCUCAAGAAAGAGUUGUCCAGCAAGGAAGAGAUCAUCGAGGCAUGUGGUCUUCAACUAGAGAUCAAGGAGCUGAAGGAGCUGAAAGAUCGAAAGCAGAAGGCUCCACGUCUAUCCUUCUCUUCUGGAACGACUGCAGCGGGCUACAACUCAGCGUUCGUAUCGGACGAUGAAGCCCCGCCGGUUCCUCGCCUGAAUCCUGAUCUGAAGGUCCCCGAAAUGACCGAAGAGAAGAGAAAGGCAAUGGAGAAGAUCUGGGAGAGCAAGGCAGGAGUGAGAAAGGAGUUCCUUGAUCGCUUGAGAUCUAUCAAGGAUGAGUCCCGCGAGCCUAGCGUACCAUUCGACCUUGAGGCCAUUCGUCGCCGUGCUGCUCUCAAGGGUAAGCACACGAUUCGAACCGAGACCCCUCCUCAUGGUGGUCUCUUCCCUCCUCCGAGUCGCAGACCCCUUAUUCCGACUGCAAGAGAGUUCCGACCAACCUUUACCUCACCUGAGUCUCAGGCACUUUUCUCUCCUCAAUAUCCUGCACCUUUUGCCGGUCCUUCAAAUGCGCUCGUUCCCCGACGCGAAGAUGACUUCAUGUUGGAUCCCGAGGCCAAGCUCUGGAAGGACCAGUUCUAUCAGCAAUUCACUACGAUCAUGGGCUGGUUGCAGCGUCACUGUGGAGAGGUCUACCCUGACGUGACGGCACGUAUUUCCAGAUCCCAGAGCGGCCUUUGGGGUUUCAUGUGCGGUCUAACCUAUCCAACGAACCCUACUGCUGGUCAUAGCCACGCGGUUCAUAUGCUCAACGACCCAGUCCUGCGCCCCCACUUCCUCCUGCGUGCCGUGCUUCAGUAUCUUGAGCAGAACGUUUGGGGCUUGAAUAUGUGGCUUGGAUUCGACCGCGACCAAGAUCGAGCUCUUCUAGAGGCUAACUCUCGCGCCGAAGGUCAUGGAUACCCGCAGGCUGAGAGACAGUUUGGUGUCGACACGCGCAAAGCUAUCAUCCAGCAGUUCAUGAAGUCCACCGCGUUCCCGAGAUUCCAGCAUUUCAAAGGAACCGACGUUGUUAACCGCCUGAAGGAACUUACUGGUCCGUUCUUGAACCCCCUGGUGCCAAAGCAGGAAGCGUCACUGGAUCUCCACGUCAUCACGACCAUGGCUAUGGAGUUGUCUACCAAGAUGGUCACUUCUCGAUUGACCUUCAACAUCUCCUGGAACGAGUGCGGUGUUAAGUUUUCUGACGACAUGCACAUCUCGCUGAAUAACCAAGCUCCUGGCGUGACCUUGCAGUUUAAGCACUACCGCAUCAUGCUAGUUGUUACUCCCAGCAUCAGCUAUCGCGAUGACACCGGACGCAGCAUCAUGGCACGAGGGGUCACCAAGUCCCAGGUUUUGGUGAUGCAGUGA